Messenger RNA from Alternaria alternata, 1585 nucleotides. Its product is annotated as cytochrome P450. Bases 1 to 1494 code for a protein of 497 amino acids. The transcript is spliced from 2 exons. The record is from RefSeq and is a predicted model, not a curated record. Lineage: Eukaryota; Fungi; Ascomycota; Dothideomycetes; Pleosporales; Pleosporaceae. Gene Ontology annotation, molecular function: heme binding; iron ion binding; monooxygenase activity.
AUGCUCUCCAUAACGCCUCUAUCUCUAUCUGUUUUCAUUGCAUACGUCGGCUACAUUACGAUUUACAGAAUCUUCUUCCAUCCCUUACGCAGCGUCCCCGGUCCGUUCCUGGCACGCUUUAGCAAAUUAUGGCUUGUCUGGCAUGUUCGAAAAGGCAAAUCGCACAUCCAAUUCCCUGAAUUGCACGCCCAGUUUGGACCUAUAGUACGCAUUGCACCCAAUCAAGUCCUAGUAUGCGAGGAAGAUGCUGUCAAAACUGUUUAUGGAGCGGGAACAUCAUUUACGAAGGGAGAUUGGUAUCAGAUGUGUGCCGCACCGGACAAGAACUGGAAGCCCGUUGAUGAAGUCCUCGAUCUGUUAACGGAAACGAAUAUGGAGAAGUAUCGCAGGCAAAGAAGAGCCAUCGGCCCAGCUUACAGUAUCACGGGGCUAGAGAAGCAUGAAGAGCUGCUUGAUGCUUACAUCGAUAAAUUCGUUGCCAAAUUAGAAGAUCUGAGGGGGAAAGAGGUGGGCCUGGCAAAUUGGGGACACAUCUUCGCCUUGGACUCUAUGAGCCAAUUUACUCUAGGAAAGAGCCCUGGGUACACGGACAAAGGCAGUGACGAUGGAAACGAGGACGCCAGCCAUGCGCUUUGGCAAUGCUUUACAGUCAUUGGUCUCUUUCCCGGGUUCGUGAAGCUGAUGCACAGCAUACCGAAAAGCAUGAAGGAUGUGGAGCUACCCGCCAGCCGCCCUGGUUUUCCCCAAGAGUAUGGAAAGGACGUGGGAGUACCGGAGGAGAGAGGAGACAGCAUCGAAGAGACAGAUAUGCUGGCUACUUUGAUGCGUCUCCAUAACGAUAGAGAAGCGCGCUUUCCUCCUUCGUGGGUCCUCUCAAUCGCUCUUACCAAUUUUGGUGCUGGGCACGACACGCUGAUGUUCACGCUUUCUUCGGCCAUUUAUCAUACGUAUACGUCGCCGUCAAUUCUUGCCCGGUUACGCAAAGACAUGGAAAGCCAGGGCGUUACACGGAAAAGCAGAUAUUCUGAAAUCGUCGCCAGAGUACCAUUGCUCCUCGCCGUUCUGAGAGAAAGCAUGAGGCUCUGGCCUACGAUCGGGUGGUAUCUUCCUCGCCUCGUGCCCGCUACAGGAGUUACGCUGUGCGACACUUAUCUUCCUCAUGGUACUACUGUGGGAACGAGCCUCUGGACUUCUCACUUCGGCUCCGAAGUCUUCGCAGAGCCCCACAAAUUUGAUCCGGAUAGAUGGCUACCCGAUGGCACCGAGGAGAGGAGAAGAAAAAUUGGUAGAAUGGACAGCGUAUGGAUGGGUUUCGGAGGCGGAAGCAGAAGCUGUCCGGGACAGCAUCUUGCGAGGUUUUUCGUCAUCAAAGCGCUAGCUAGACUAGUCAUGAGCUGUGAUGUUGAGGUGAACGGAGAGCCGGAGAUUGGGGGCUGGUUUCAGUGCACGUUGACGGGCGUAGGUAUCAGUGUCAAGGAGAGGAAGAUGAAGUGAUGGGCUUUGUAAGUAAGCCAGGCCUGGAAGAAGAGAGCACGGAGAAUUUGUAACGCUGAAAAGGGGAAAGUGGAGCAGUGGAUGUCUCGCC